Molecule: messenger RNA, 786 nt
Organism: Chlorella variabilis
Lineage: Eukaryota; Viridiplantae; Chlorophyta; Trebouxiophyceae; Chlorellales; Chlorellaceae
Exons: 5
Coding region: 1-786 (261 amino acids)
Biological process (GO): vacuolar proton-transporting V-type ATPase complex assembly
Cellular component (GO): endomembrane system
Source: RefSeq, a predicted model, not a curated record
AUGCUGCUCAAGCUCACUCCCGCCAUCCAGAAGCUCCUGCAGGAGGCCGCCACUGAUCAGGGCGUCCCCCAGGACGUGAGGGCUGCUGCCGAGGCGGCGGUGGGCGCAGGCGCCAGCGGCAGCGUGGACUGGGCGACAGUCAAGGCCGCCGCGCAGUUCGUCAAGCAGCACAAGGGAGCAGAUGCGGUGCCUCCGCUAGACCAGCUGUGCCGCGGCAGCGCCAUCGCCUUCCCGCAGCCGCGCAGGCGGGAGGGCAAGCCUCCGGAGCUGCAGCGGCGGCUGGAGGAGCUACGGGCGCGGCUGGAGCAGGCGCAGUAUGACGCCAUGGUGGCGGAUGUGACGCAGGGGGAGCGCGCGGCGGCGGCGGCUCGCGAGGGCGGGCUGGCCACCUACCGCCAGCAGAUCUCGUUUGGGGUGCAUGUGCUCGCCAUGAUGGCCGCUUUCUACAUCUUCGGCCAUGUGCUGGGCAUGGCGGCAACCAGCAACCGCGCUCUGCAUCCCAUGGUGGGCCUGGUGUUGAUGAUGAUUGCCAUGCUGCUGGAAACUGUGCUGUACAUCAUCCGCACCACGGUACCGCCCAAGCUGCACCAGGAGGCUGCGCGGCGCGCGGUGGCGGCGCGCGUGGCUGGCCAGCAAGAGAGGCUCAGGAGGGAGAUGGCGGCGACGGCGGCGGAGGGCGAGGCAGGCGCGGCGGCACCUGCCGGCGCCAGGGAUGAGCAGGAAGGCGGCUUGGAGCAGCUGCCGCCGGGCAGGCAGAAGCCGGCGGGCGAGAAGAAAGAAGACUGA